GGGCCGGGCAGGGAGCGGGGCCAGGCCGCCCGUGUUACCCAUGGCGGCGCGGCUGCGGGCGGGCGCCGCCUGGAGCCGUCGCGGGCCGAUGACGCGGGCGAUCGGUGCGGCGUUUCCCGGUGCGGCGUUUCCCGGUGCGAUGGGAUUGCGCGCCCCGCGUUGAUGGCGGCCCGGCGGACACCGCACGGCUCCGCGCCGGAGCCCAGGGUGGAUGAGUUCACCGUCCCCGCCGAGAAGAGCCGCCUCCUGGAGCGCAGCCGUGGCCGCAUCGAGGGCUUGUUCGAGGUGCGGCUGGCCGUGCUGGAGGCGCAGGAGGACUGGCGGCCCGCGCUGCAGCCGCCCAGCGCCAGCGCCAGGAUCUGGGUGCAGCUGGCGGGCUGCACGAAGGCCGUGAGCACCGCCAAGGAGUACAUCAAGGGACUGUGUGAACCUGAGCUGGAAGAAAAGGAGCACUACCCGAAGGACAUGCACUGCAUCUUCGUUGGUGCACAGAGCCUGUUCCUCAACAGCCUUAUUCAGGAUACGUGUGCAGAUGUGACAGUGCUGGAAAUGGGAUUGCUCAGCAUCAAGGGGGGUGCAGAAGCUGUUGUUAUGGCUCAAAGUCACGUGCAGCAGUUUGUGAAGCUUUUUGAGAAUAAUGAAAGUUUGUUAAAUGACAGUGAAUCAGAGAUUAAAAAGCGGUUCAGACAGUUUGUGGAAGCACAUGCAGAUAAGUACACAAUGGAUUUACUGAUUUUACCUAGUGCACUGAAAAGAGAACUCCUAGCUCUCACCCAAACUGAUGUUUCUGAAGGGGAGACUAAUAUCAUAGAUCUCACAGGCUCUGAAAGCCCACAGCAGCUUGGACAAAUCACCUCCAAAGUCACUGCUACAAACAGAGAUGGAAGGGCAGAUGGGGAGGAAGCAAGAAACAAGGCUGGCACACCUGUAACUGAGCUUACAAAGCAAAUGGACACUGUGUUUUCUGAUGCUCCUGAAACAAGGUUUGUUCCCAUAAAGGGCCCUCUGUUAGAGGCAGUGACCUUUAAAGAGAGGCAGUCAUGUAAAAGAAGGUCUUCUGAUGAGGAGGAAAGGUUUCCUAAAAAGCAUUUCUCUUUGGAAAAUGAUCAACAAGUGAAAUCUGCUUUACACAAGGAUCCUUCAGACCCUGAUGCAGUUAUUGAUCUGGUUUUGGAUAGCUGCAAUGAAUCAGAUGGUCCUACUUACUGCCUUAAAGAAGGUGAUACUCUCACUGAGGAAAUGGAAUAUAAGAUUCUUGUGAACUUUUUCAGAACAAUGGGAUAUUCCCAAAAUAUUGUGGAAAAAGUCAUUGGUAUCCUAGGACAAUCUGCAGAACCAUUAAUAUUGCUAGAAGAAAUUGAAAAGGAAAAUUUAAAGUUUAAAGAAGAACAUGAACAGUCGUCUCAACAGCCUAAAACUGUCAAUCUUCCUUUAGGAAAUAAUGUCAAUAAUUCACAAAAGCUAGAAGACAAAGGAAUUUCUAGGAGUAAAAGUCCACUUAAAUCCAGUCCUACUUCAAAGGAGACAAAAAAUGAAUAUCACAAAGUAAGAGGUGCUCCAGACACACAGCUUGGUGCAGAGGACAAAACACAUAAAUUGGUAUGCAAAUCAUCAUCCCCUCCCAACAAAAAUUCAGUUCUGUGCUAUAAACAGAGAGAUGUUUAUGGCCCUGGUAAGAACCACAACUCAAGGUCAAGCAAUAUAGAAACUGAUGGUGGGGUAGCUUUCAGCACUGUGCAAGCUGGAACUCUAAAAGAUGUUGGCUUUGUAGCCAGAGGGAGCUCAGACGUGCAGCAUAUCUCGAGUAAAACUGCAUUUCAGCAGAAAUCUGCAGGGCUCUCAGCUGUGCAGAACAGCCACCCUGGUUAUGAGGAGCAGCUGGGACACUGCAGCUCUUCCCAAGCCAGGCCUCUCCACCAGCACCUUUCCCAAACCUCACAUUGUGACAGUCCUGUCCCAGACCGGUUACUGCCUUCACAAAAACACCCUUCAAAUCCAGAUAGAGACACAGUGAUCCCACAUCCAGAUCAUUCAGUUACUGGAGUUCAGAGAUUUUUGGACUCUCUGAAGAAGCCAUACAAACUGGAGUUGAUAAAUGAACCUGGGAAACCAUAUUUAAAACACAUAAUUAUUGAUGGAAGCAAUGUUGCAUUUUCUCAUGGUCUAAGGAAAUUCUUCUCCUGUCGAGGAAUUGCAAUAGCUGUUGACUACUUCUGGAAACGUGGCCACAGAAAUAUCACUGUGUUCAUUCCACAGUGGAGAACAAGACAUGACCCUUCCAUUACAGAGCAGAAUUUCUUAACACAGCUCGAGGAUGUUGGAAUAUUGUCUUUAACCCCUGCAAGGAUGGUUUUAGGAGCAAGAAUUGCUUCUCAUGAUGACAGAUUUUUAUUACAUCUUGCUGCUAAAACUGGAGGUGUUAUUGUGACUAAUGAUAACUUCAGAGAAUUUGUGACAGAAUCAUUUGCCUGGAGAGAAAUUAUUCAGAAAAGGUUGCUCCAGUACACUUUUGUUGGUGACAUAUUUAUGGUUCCUGAUGAUCCUUUGGGAAGAAAUGGACCCAGAUUAGAUGACUUCCUUCGAAGUGAAGGCUGUUCUAGAGAUUCUUGGUCAACACUGAAGGCUUUACAGAGCAGUGAACAAUAUUCUGCUGAGAUACCUUUCCUCCUCCCCGAAGGGAGCGGUGGCAGCGGGCAGCCUGGAGGCGGCAGAGCGCACGACGAUCGCUCAUCGCCGUGGCUCCCACGGCAGGGAAACGCUGAGCCUUGUCCAGCAGUCCCACCACAGAGGUCUGCCCCAGAAACUGUCCAGCUGAGAGAAGCCCUGAUCAAAAUUUUUCCUGACUAUGAGCAAAGGCAGAAGAUUGAUAAAAUACUAGCUGAUCAUCCAUUCAUGAGAGAUCUUAAUGCACUGUCUGCCAUGGUGCUUGACUGAAUGCUUACACAGCUUUUAUAUCACAACUGCUCUGACUAACAAUUAUCAAUGUGAAGAAAAAUGUCGCUCUUUUAUGUUACUUUGUGAAUAUUAAAAACCUAAUUUUAUUUGUAUAAACAAAGAUAUUUUUGUGGAUGUUCUGUUCCUAACAGAUAUCAGGUUUUGAUAAAUUAAAAACUGCUCUCCUACAGAUUUGUAGUAAUAUUUUCUGUGGAAAAAACCCCCUAACUCUUCUGCUUCACCUGAACUGCUUGUUAAAGCAGUGGCAGUACUCCCUUUUGAGCAGUGUGUUAGUACUUUUUACAGAACCCUUUUCCUGGAGGGCAGAAUUCCUGUCAGUUGGAGACCCGUGUGUGGGAGCAGCUGCCAGCAGGUGGCAGCCGUGGGGAUCCCCAGGAAAAUCCAAGAAAAUCCAUUUGGUCUUCCAGGCUGAAAAUGCUGUGUGGGAUCGUUGGAAGAGAAAGUAUAAAUCUACAGCUCUCAUCAGGAGAAGGUGUUUUGAAUGCGUUAAAAGAUCUGAAGCUACACUGGUUUUUAAAUUAGAAAUUAUCUUGACCAUCAAUAUUCUUUCAGAACAGUUUUAAUAUCUCUGACACCUGUUUGUCUUUGUCUUGCCUGGUUUAAGUGUGAAUGGUGUGGUGUUAACAGAAUGUGACACUGUCUGUAUAGAAAUGACUUUUUUGUGCAGAGCUACAGCUGCAGUCAGCUCCACCCCUUUAGAUCUAUUCUGGGAUCUAUCCCAAAAGCAAGGGGAAAAAAGGAAAAUAUUUUAUGAAAGCUGACCAAUAGCACCGAGCACCGCUUUCAAGAGCAGAGCAAAGUUAAGAUUGUCUGUAUCUCUGUACACACUGAAGUCUGUUACUCCUUCCUUUUAAUCAAUCUCUGGUGACAGGUGUUUGCAUGAGUAAAAUCAAAUUGGACUGUAAAGAAAAUUUCAAUUUCUGUUGUACUGAGCCUUACCCUAAAGCAUUAGUGGCUGUCUGUCCAGUUCUAUGGGGUGUGAAAUCACUCUUUGCUUAUAGGCAAAAGAGCUGAAAUACAAUUGAGGAACAGGGGGUUUUGAAAAACUGUCUUUUUGCAUGGCCCUGUCAUGUUUUGUGACGUCAGAAACAGAAGGCAGUCUUGCUCUUCCCUGAGCACAAGCAACCUGAAAGAGAACAAAAAAGUUUUAGGAACAGUAGUUACAGCUUCUCAAAAAUAUAGGUGAUGAUGAAGGAAGGCCUUUACUGUUUCUAUAUCCAAACAAUCUUAAUUAUUUUUUAUUCGGUAUAAGUGAGUGGGAGAUUUGCUAUGCAGGUGGGCAGAGUCCUUCUGAUCAGCACAUUUGCUGAGAAGUACUUCUCAGCUAUAAAGUGUUAUAUAAUCUCCAAGUUCUACCCCCAUAAAAACUUAGGCAGGUUCCUAAAGCCUGUUACCACUGACUGCAGUUGGUAUCAUUUUAAUAAAUUGUAGGAGAAUAAAUCGUCAGCUCCCUCUCACUGCCUGGGGGGCCUGUGUACAUGUGUGAACAUGCUCCUUGAAGAACUUGUCUUCUUUCCAUUAGGUAUAUCCCUGGUUGCAUAUGUUGUUUUCACUUUUUAGGUGCUGGUGUAGGGAUGUAAAUAUACUGUAACCUUUAUUUUACAGAAUCAGCUGAGUUGGAAGGCACCCACAAGGAUCAUCCAGUCUAACUCCUGGCCCUGCACAGGACACUUCAACACUCCCACCCUGUGCCUGAGUGCAUUGUCCAAACAUUUCUUGGUUCUGUCAGGCUUGGGGCUGUGCCCACUUCCCUGGGGAGGCUGUUCAGUGCCCAACCACCCUCUGGGUGAGGAGCUUUUUCCUGAUCUAACCUAAAUACCCCCAACUCAGCCUCAAGCCUCAAGCCCUGUCACGAGAGUAAAGAGAUUGGUACUCUUUCUUCUUUCUCUAGUUCUUUCUCCAGGAUCCAUUUCUGAAGCAUGCCUUGUGCUAUUCAACCUUUGGUUGCUGCAAAAACACGGCUAGAAGCAGUGUUUUGAGUGGAAAGUAACAGGGACUUUCCCUUACGUGUGAGUGAUUCGGCAUUUCCCUCUCCCUCCCUUUAAAGGGGUAAAGUCCUAAAACUGAUUCCUGGUGUGAUGCCAAGUGCAGGAUUUCUGUGACAAAUACAGCAGUUUACUGUUAAAAGGAGCGUUUUCUUUUACGUUUUAAGAGCAUGUCAUGUAAACAAUUUUAUUGCAGUUGUAAACAAGCGAAGCUCAGAUGAGUCCCAGUAGUGGGUGCUAGUGCUGCUGUUUUCCUUCCUGUUUUAGUGCCAUAUUAGGGCAGCUCGUGUUUUGGAAGAGCAUUUCUGAACCAGAGAGAGAGUGCCUGUGAAAGUUCCAUGACAAACAGUGACUCACACAGUGCCUUUCUAAUACUGGCAGUGUUUCCUUCUGUUUUGCAAGUGUGCAGACUGUGUUUGAUAUGAAUGCCUUUCUUGCUAGAAUUUUGUGUAACUGCAUUAAGUGCUAUUUUUAGAUCAGGGCCUGGUUUAUGUGCUGGAUGGCUUUUUUAUUGGAAAGGUUGUAGCUCUGCUAUACUUCAUGGGUAAGACCCGUUAUUUUCAUAAAUGCAGUUUAGAAUAAUAAUGACUUUGCAGAUUUCAAGACCUAAUCUGCUGUCUGGUAUUUGGAGGAGUCUGGUUGUAUAAGUAGGUAUUUCUCUGAUGUGUUCAGUUUCUCUUUUUUUAAUCACAGAAUGGAAACCCAAGUGCCUUACAACAGUCUUAACUCAUGGUGUUCAGACUAUUCCUGGCCUUUCUGACUGCUCCUGUUUGUGCUCAGUUUUGUACAUAAAUCUACCGGUUUUGUAUAUGUUGGUAUGUAACUCUGUGUAUACAGAGGAAAUACUGCAGUGCUCAAGUAGAUGGUAUAGAUGAUGACUUUUGAAAAACAGAUGGAUUUUAGAUUUGUAUUAUUUUUUUACCUGUGUAUUGUAUGGAUCUGUGUUUAGAAUGUGGUUCCAUUGUACUGUUCAAACUCUGCUGAGCUGUGUAUGACCAUCCCAAGUUUUUGCUGUCUGCUUUGUGGCUCACUAAGUUCUGUCAGAUUGCAUUAUAUAAUUUUUAAUGGCUAA
This is a messenger RNA of Prinia subflava (tawny-flanked prinia), 6012 nucleotides long. RefSeq names its product NEDD4 binding protein 1 (gene N4BP1). The coding region runs from base 163 to 2934 and encodes 923 amino acids. Gene Ontology annotation, cellular component: nucleus; PML body. The record is from RefSeq and is a predicted model, not a curated record. The transcript has 7 exons. Lineage: Eukaryota; Metazoa; Chordata; Aves; Passeriformes; Cisticolidae. Gene Ontology annotation, biological process: negative regulation of proteasomal ubiquitin-dependent protein catabolic process; negative regulation of protein ubiquitination.